Molecule: messenger RNA, 952 nt
Organism: Rhagoletis zephyria (snowberry fruit fly)
Lineage: Eukaryota; Metazoa; Arthropoda; Insecta; Diptera; Tephritidae
Source: RefSeq, a predicted model, not a curated record
AUGAGGAGCAACGUCCACCUCUUCUGUCCGAUGGACUACCGCAAGUACCCUUUUGACUCUCAGAGUUGCAUCAUCAAGAUCGUCUCCAACGAUCUGUCCGCGGAGAAGCUGAUGCUUCGGUGGACGGAGGACGAGCGCGCCCAGCUGACCAUCGACGACAACAUGUACAUCAGCAGCCACUCGCUGGAGUUCUACUCGAUGAGCAGCGGCACUAGUCGGGUCAAGGAUGAAUGUGAAGACCUGAAGACGCACGUGAAGGAGAACAACCUGCAGGUGAAGCUCGUCUCCUUCCUCGCCAACGCCGACCCCAGCGCCGAGCAGUACGCCGAAGUGACCAAGCGAAGUUGCGCCCAGUCGGGCAUCACCUUUGAACUUCGAAAACUGAACCGGGAGGCGCUGGAGGAGGCGAUCAUCGCCGCCAAUGACGACGACUCCAUCCACGGCAUCCUCGUCUACUACCCGGUGUUCGGCGGUGGCCACGACCAGUACAUUCAAAACUGCGUCGACCCUUUUAAAGAUGUGGAAGGUCUCUGUCAUCUCUUCCGCUUCAACAUGUACCACAACAUACGGCACAUUCACGGCCGCAAGGACCUGAAGCCGGUCAUUCCCUGUACGCCGCUGGCUGUGAUCAAGAUUUUAGAGUACUGCCAAGUGUACGACGAGGACGCCCCCUACGGUAAUCAGCUGCACGACAAAACCGUUACCAUAAUCAAUCGAAGUGAGGUCGUGGGCAGACCGCUGGCCGCCCUGCUCGCCAACGACGGCGCCAAGGUCUACUCGGUGGACAUUGCCGAUGUCCUGCUCUUUCACCGCGGCCACAAUCUGCAGUUCAACAAGUACCGCGUGGAGGACUGUCCGGGGCUGAAGGUGGAGGACGUCCUGCCUCGCUCCGACAUUGUCAUCACCGGAGUGCCCAGUCCCAACUAUCGAGUUCCGAUUGAGCUGCUCAAAG